This is a messenger RNA of Coregonus clupeaformis (lake whitefish), 2434 nucleotides long. RefSeq names its product serine/threonine-protein kinase SBK1-like. The record is from RefSeq and is a predicted model, not a curated record. Gene Ontology annotation, molecular function: protein serine/threonine kinase activity; ATP binding. NCBI's taxonomy places the organism in Eukaryota, Metazoa, Chordata, Actinopteri, Salmoniformes, Salmonidae. Bases 354 to 1616 code for a protein of 420 amino acids. Gene Ontology annotation, biological process: peptidyl-serine phosphorylation; peptidyl-threonine phosphorylation. The transcript is spliced from 5 exons.
CGGAGACAAUAGGACUGGAGCUAGAGAACCCUGCGAAACCGCUAGCGGUCCGCUGAACAAGGUGCAUUUACCGCUAGACCAGGUGUCAAUAGCACAAUAAGAAGAAUUUUAAUACCGACGGUGAAGAUACAUUUUUACAUUAAACUGCAAAGCUAUAAACUACUAUCAUCCUCACGAUUAUUAUUUGUUUUUAUCUGGCGUGACUUGGCUGACUUCAGAGCCCUUGUAUGUUGGACGAAUUGAAUGUUACACCACUCCUGUACUGCCUGUGAGUCCGUCCCCUAAACCUGUCCCCUGUUCUUGUCCGUCCCCUAACCCUAUCCCCCGGUCCACCCCCUAACCCGGUCCUCAGUAUGAGUUCUUCUCCGCUGGGUUCCCGUGGAAACAUGGACAUUCUGGAGGAGCUGCAGCUGAUCGCAGCACAGAACCUGGAGAGGUUAGAGGUCAACAAGUACUAUGAUGUCAUCAGGGAGCUUGGCAAGGGCACUUACGGCAAGGUGGACCUGGUCAUACACAAGAUCAGAGGCACCAAGAUGGCCCUGAAGUUCCUGAGGAAGAAGACAACCAAGCUGAAGUCGUUCCUGAGGGAGUACAGCAUCUCUCUCUACCUUUCCCCCUGUCCCUUUAUCAUUAACAUGUUUGGGAUCGCCUUCGAGACUGACGAUUACUACGUGUUUGCCCAGGAGUAUGCCCUGGCUGGGGACCUCUUCGACAUCAUCCCUCCACAGGUGGGUCUCCCGGAGACGGUUGCUAAGCGCUGUGUGCACCAGGUUUCCAUUGCCCUGGACUACCUUCACUGUAAGAAGUUGGUGCACCGUGACAUCAAGCCUGAGAACAUCCUCAUCUUUGACCGCGAAUGCCGCAAGGUCAAACUGUCCGACUUCGGCAUGACGCGCCGCGCUGGCUCACCGGUCAAACGGGUGAGCGGUACCAUCCCUUACACGGCUCCGGAGCUGUGCGACACGUCUCGCCACGAGGGCUUCUGCGUGGACUACAGCACGGAUGUGUGGGCCUUUGGCGUCCUCCUCUUCUGCAUGCUGACCGGUAACUUCCCCUGGGAGAAGGCCCUGCCCUCCGACUCCUUCUACCAGGAGUUCACUCGCUGGCAGAGACGGCGCACGGGCACCGUGCCCUCGCAGUGGCGCCGCUUCACUGAGCAGGCCCUCCGCAUGUUCCGCAGGCUCCUCUCUGUGGAGCAGGACAGACGCUGCUCCGUCAAAGAGGUGUUUGGCUACUUCAGCCACAGUUGGAUGCUGGAUGGAGACAGCAACGGGAACGGAGGAGGGGGCGGAGAGAGAGAGAGGGAGAGAGGAGGAGGAGGAGGGGUGAGGGUGGAGGGGGACGGGAGCAGUACGUCGUCCUUGUCGGGAGAAGAGGAGGAGGAGAUGCUGGUGGAGAGGAUGAAACAGCAGACUCUGUCUCCUCCGGUGUCUGUGGAGAGGGGGACUGGGGGGACGAAGGCAGGGAUGAUGCAGUCGGGUGGAGGACACCAUUUUGUGUCUGUUUCCAGCUCUGGGCCGUCUACCAACAGCUUUGACCGCAUGCCCAGAGACAGCAACAGCGACCAGCCCCCCGGACACAUACUGGUGGCCACGCCUAUAGAGAUCUGUGUCUGAGGUGUGUGACGAGCCUGGGAAGGACUGAGAUACUGUAAACGGUACACAUACAGAUGCCUACACUCAUAUACACACACACAUAUCCACACAUACACAUGCUCACACACUCUCAUACACAUUAAGUACUGUAUACUCAUACACAGGAAAAACGACAUGUUAUUAUCCUUACCAUUUUUUUGGGGGGGGGGGGAGAACGGGGUCAAAAGGAAGGACCUUUAAAGAACGAAUGAAUUAACAUUUUGCAAAAGAGAAAAGGGAUCAACUGGAUCCUGAUGAUUCCCGUUGGGGUAUAAUGAUCCAGUCAGAGAUCAGUCAUUCUACAGACACAACAAAUCUUUCUAGAGACUGCAAAGACUCAAUGAACAACAUACUGAACGAUCAGCCAACCAACAGAUAGACAGACAGACGGACGGGCAAGAUAUGGAAAGAGAGGUUGAGAAACACAUUGUGAUAUGAAAUGCUGGUAUUCAGAGUCUCAGAUGAAGACCAAAAUGUAUUUCUUAAAGCAAUAUAUUUCCCCCAAAAAGACUGAAACCGAGGGUGAAUUGAGCAAAAAAAGACUACAGAAGUGACACGGAGGAACCAUUUAUGGCAAAGCCAAGAGAUGAAGAGAUGAUGUUCUUUUGGUUAGUAUUUUUUAAGCUGAUAGAAAUACCUUGUAAAAUGUUCCUCAAUGUAAGAAUAACCUCAAAAUGAACAGCAGUUUUAUGUUUACUGUAAUGCAAUGUGAACUCUGGUACAAAGUAUGUAUGUGUGUACAGUACGUGUGUAGGUGUGUGUGUGUGUACAGUACGUGUGUAGGUGUGUGUGUGUGUGUG